Molecule: messenger RNA, 5015 nt
Organism: Falco peregrinus (peregrine falcon)
Lineage: Eukaryota; Metazoa; Chordata; Aves; Falconiformes; Falconidae
Gene: LINGO3
Product: leucine rich repeat and Ig domain containing 3
Exons: 3
Coding region: 1304-3121 (605 amino acids)
Molecular function (GO): protein binding
Source: RefSeq, a predicted model, not a curated record
GUUUCCCCAUCUGUAAAAUGGAGGACAUGCUGCCAAACCCCGCUUGAAAACCGCUGCCAGAUGCAGAAAUUGUAACCAAAUCGCUCAGGUGAUGCUCAUCAGCUGUCACGCAACAGAUCAAGGGCACAGGACACUCCACUUCAGCAGCCUGCAUCUCCUAAGCCCUGUGACCAGCGAGGCUAGCGCCAGCCUGGACCAGCAGUGAUGAACGGAGCAGACCAGGAAUUCUGUCAGCCCUAAGAGGGAAUUGGCCUUUCCCAUCCUCAAAGCCUAAUUAACCAAAUCAUCCGUGUUUGCGGGAGGCUUUAGCAGGAGCUGAGGGGCAAGAGAGGUCAGAGGAGGAAUGGCUAAUGGUGAGCACUGUCUCCAUGUGGGUGGUGGGUGCUGGUGGGCGCACCGACAUUGUCACCCGCAGAGCUUGGCGUCUUCCUGGCCCUGCUGUGGCUGCGUGUGGGGUAAUGGAGCCCAGCGGGGCGCGCAGGAGCUGGGCUGGGGCCAUGCUCACUCCUGCUGUUACCGUGCUGCCGAUGCCCUGUUUGUCCCAAUUUCCCAGUUGGGGGCGGGGGGGGGGGAAUGGCAAUGGUGGUCCACAACCACCCCCGCGGGGUAAGUCUGCGGCACAGGGAGGGGGGCUCACGGUGCUGUGGGCCCCAGGACCCUGUCCCAGGGCAGGUAGGCAGGGUGACACGGGGUGGUGGAGACACCGGCUGGGUGACACGGGGCUGGGGGAGCCCAGGCGGGUACCCGGGCGUGCUGGCAUGGGCUCGGGGAGCCCAGGGCUGGGGGACCCCGGGCGGACCCCUCCCCUCCGGGCACCGCAAGGCGGGGAGGAGAGGAGGAGACACCCCCCCACACCCUUCCCUGCGCUCCGCCACGGCGGUUCCCCCCUCCCGCAGCGCAGCCCGGGGCCGCGCAUCGUCCCCGUCCCCGUCCCUCCCCCGCGCUCCCGGGGCGGCGCGGCCCGGCCCGGCGGGGGGCGCGGGGGGCGGCUCCCACGGCCGCUCCGCCGCGCACGGCCAGGCACGGCGGGCGGCGGGGAGAGCCGGGGCCGGGCCGUGCCGGGGCAGGGCCGGGGUCCGUCCGGAGCCGCCGCCGCGCCGCCCCCGGGGCUGCGGCUCUGCCCGCGCCGCCGCGCCAUGGGCAGCCGGGGAGCGGGAGCCGAGCGAGGAGCCGAGGCUGGCUGUGCCGGACACUUUGCUGUCUAAACAUCCCCGAUCUCAGAUGCCACAGCAGACCCAGAUGUUGGUGCGGCCCCAGACCUGCAGAACGGCACAUGGGGGAACAGUAGUGAGCCCGUAAGACCAUGCUCUACACAAUGACAUGGUGGCUUCUGGUCCUGGUCCUCCACCUGGUCCUCCUGAGCCCCCCGCAGGUGGCAGCCUGCCCUGCCCGCUGCGAGUGUGCCCCGCAGAUCAAGUCGGUGGUGUGCCACCGCAAGCGGCUCACCUCCAUCCCUGAGGGCAUCCCCACCGAGACCAAGAUCCUGGAGCUCAACAAGAACCGCAUCCGCUGCCUGAACCCGGGGGACCUCUCCCCAUACCCGCUGCUGGAGGAGCUGGAUUUCAGUGAGAACAUCAUCUCCAAUGUGGAGCCGGGCGCUUUCAGCAACCUGUUCAACCUGCAGACCUUGCGGCUGCGGGGGAACCAGCUCAAGCUCAUCCCACCAGGGGUCUUCACCAAGCUGACCAACCUCACGCUCCUGGACAUCAGCGAGAACAAACUCGUCAUCCUGCUGGAUUACAUGUUCCAGGACCUGCGAAACCUGAAGAGCCUGGAGGUGGGCGAUAACGACUUGGUGUACAUCUCCCAGCGGGCCUUCUCAGGGCUGCUCGGCCUGGAGCAGCUGACCAUCGAGAAGUGCAACCUGACCUCCAUCUCAGCGGAGUCACUCUCCUACCUCCAGAACCUGGAGGUGCUGCGGCUCCGGCACCUCAGCAUCUCUGCACUGGAGGACCAAAACUUCAAGAAGCUCUACAACCUCCUGCAGCUGGAGAUUGACAACUGGCCGCUGCUGGAAGACGUCUCCCCCACCAGCUUCCAGGGCCUGAACCUCACCUCGCUCUCCAUCACCUACACCAACAUCACAGCCGUGCCUGCCGCUGCCUUGAGGAACCUGGUGUACCUCCGGUACCUGAACCUGUCCUACAACCCCAUCAGCACUGUGCAGAAGGGCUCCUUUAAAGACCUCAUCCGGCUCCAGGAGCUCCACAUUGUGGGCGCUCUCUUGAUAUCCGUGGAGCCGCAGGCUUUCUCCGGCCUGAGACAAAUCCGGCUGCUCAACCUCUCCAGCAACUUUCUCUCCACGCUGGAGGAGAGCACCUUUCACUCCGUCAACACGCUGGAGACACUGCGGGUGGAUAGGAACCCCCUGGCCUGCGACUGCCGCCUCCUCUGGAUCCUGCAGCGGCGGAAGACGCUCAACUUCGACGGGCAGCAGCCCAUGUGCUCCUCGCCCCCUGAAAUCCAGGGCAAUGCCCUGCGCGACUUCCCAGACUCUGUGCUUUUCGAGUACUUCACCUGCCAGAAGCCCAAGAUCCGGGAUCGGAAGCUGCAGCACGUGACAGCCCAGGAGGGGCAGUCCGUGUCCUUCCUUUGCCGGGCAGACGGGGAGCCAGACCCCUCCAUCGCCUGGGUGUCCCCCCAGCACCGCAUGAUCACCACCCGCAGCACGGGGCGGGUGACCGUGCUGCCUGGGGGCACCUUGGAGAUCCGCUUCGCCCAGGUGCAGGACAGUGGCACCUACAUCUGCAUCGCCAGCAACGCAGGCGGCAACGACACCUACUUCGCCACCCUGACAGUCAAGGGUCGCCCAGCUGAUGGCUCCCGCUACGCAAACCGGACUUUAUACCUCAGCGAGUUCAAUGACACCUCCCACAAUGACACGCAAGUCUUCUUGAAGUUUACGUUGGACCUCAAGACCAUCCUGGUCUCCACGGCCAUGGGCUGCAUCACCUUCCUGGGCGUGGUGCUCUUCUGCUUCCUCCUCCUCUUCGUCUGGAGCCGGGGCCGGGGGCAGCACAAGAACAACUUCUCAGUGGAGUACUCCUUCCGCAAGGUGGACGGUCCCACCACCACCACUGGCCAAGGAGGAGCCAGAAAGUUCAACAUGAAGAUGAUCUGAGCCUCUCCCAGAAGAGAACCGUUGUCUGCUGCCUGGGCCCGGGCACGGCCACGGCGGAACGGGGUCGAAGGGGUGGUGGGAGCACCAGGGACGUCCCAGGGCUGGUGGCGGGACCUCGCAGUGCUGGGACACAGACGGAGACAUGGCAGAGGUGCCGUGGGCCAGCAGGGUCAGAACCACAUGGACCUUAGGGGCGGGGAGCGAUGGCCAUGGCUGUCCCGGCCCUGUGGUGAGCCCUUGGGGCACAAUGGCUCAGCAGCCGUCGCAGCUCCAGGGGCUCCCGAUGUAGCCAACAUUUUUGCUACCAACUAUGCAUUUCUCUUGCCAAGAGAUCAGCAGCGUUUGGGCCUGGGAAAAAAAAAACCCUGCUUCUUUUUUUUCCCCCAUUCCCAUUUUUUUUAAGAGACUCUCCGGAAAACUUUCCUGGUGGUUGUUUAUGGUUCUCUUUUCUUGUUGUUGGUUUGGGGGGGGGGGGUUGGUCCAAUGAUAUGUUUUUUAAUGAAUAUCCAAGAGAAAAGUCUUCCGGGGCGAUGCAGGACUGGGGUGCUGGGGGAGGUUGCGCUGAGUUGGGGGUCUCCCCCAGCCCCUCGGCAAAGCCGGACCCCCUGGGGCACAGCUGUGCUGUGAUAGCUUCCUGUCGGCAGAUUUAAGACGCAGCAUCUGCAAAUGCGGGUGCCCAGGGAUGCUCCUGCACAAGCAAUAAUAACCCACCCAAGGCCGGGCUCUGAGGAAGUGUCAGCAAGAAAAAAGGAAGAAAAGAAGCAAAAUGAGGCCAAGGUCGCUAAAACCAGAAGGAGCAGCCCCAGGGUGAGGCAAAGCCCUCUGCAUCUGCCCAAGCUGCUGCAGGAGCAGUGAGGGUGAAGGGCUGGGGAGUCGGGAUUCGCGAAGAUGCAAAAGGCACUUUUGGGUCCAUUUUCUGUGGUUUGCAAAGUCCAAGUCUGCAGGAGAGCGGGAGCUGGCUCGUCCUGCACAGGGCAGCGGUGCAGCCUCAGGAAGGGGAGAAGGGCUCGCAGGAACCAGCUGGGGAACCAGUGGCAGAAGCAGACACAGGGAGAAGGUCCCAGCUGGCACCUCCGUCGUGUCCGCCUGGAUCCCGCACCCUCCAGCGCUGAUGCCCACGGGUGGGUGUCCCCGGGCUCCCCUCUCAGGGCAGCACUGUAUGGGUGGGAGAAGGGGCAGAGCUGGCACAGCUGGAAGGGAAGACCCUGGAUGGGACUUAGAGAGGCCAGGGAGCCCAUCACUUUCCUCCUCCUCCUCGUCUGCUCCUCCCAUGUGCACACGCAGAGGUUGCUGCAGGUCCCACCUCUGUCCCCAUUCCAGGGGGAGCAUGUCCCCCACCUGGAUGCCCCUUCUCCAGCCGGCGGCGCUCAGGCUGGGCACUGGGAGCUGGAGAAGGCGGCUGCCCGUCCCCUGCCCGUCCCCUGCCAGGCAUCCCCGGCCCUUUGGGGCUGCGCGGGAGGCAGGAGCUCACCAGGGCUGGGGGCUGGGGCCCCCCCAUGAUCUUUCCUGCGUGAGGCACAAAUUAGAGCAGCUGCUGGGAUCAUCCCCUGCACCCCGUCCUGCUCUUGCACCCACGGGUGUUGGGUGCCCCCAGCUGAGCCCCAGCAGGGUGGGGGGCGAAGGAGCCGGUGGGUGCAGCACCCAGUCCUCUCCAAGGUGCUCCCGGGGCUGCUCCCCACUGCAGCCGGUCACUGCCAGGAUCCAGCCCCCGACCUGGGCGGGGAAGGCUGCCCAGAUCCCCCCAUCCAUCCCCUGCCAUGACCCCCACCGGUGCCCGUGGCCCCCCGCAUGCCCAGUGCCCCCUCGCUCCCCAAGCCGUGCAUGCCGUGUCGUGCCAGGGGUCCCACCGGCCUCACCGCGCACCCUUGUUCGGUGGCUGGGGUGGUUUUUUUUA